AUGUAUUUACCUUUAUCCAUUGGAGGGCCUGACCUAACUUAUCACUCGGACCAGCUGCCAGCACGGCCAUCUCCCGAGCAUUUGCUCCCAGGAUAUACUCCCGGGUACUCUUACGAUGCGGUCGCACCAGCGCCUACGACUACGACUACGUAUUCUCCGGAUGGUUUACCACAGAAUAUCGCAUUCCAUCAACAAUACCUAAAUCCGCCGCCGCUAACGACCGACCCAAAGGCAUAUCAGCUGAUCGCGCAACUGCCAUCCUACGGCCAACGACUUGACCAUGGCGGUAUAUCGUGCGGUCCCUCCAACGGCGCGGAAGGCAAGGUCACGGCAAUGAUACCGACGGCUCUGCCCUUCCAGGAUUUAAGGAAGAGGGUCGUUGGUUCCCAGGGUCGACGAGGAAUCCUCCCAAGCACCAAUCUUGCGGAGCGCGCGGGGAUCCCGGACAAUACAGACGGCAGAUUCCCGUGCCCACGCUGUAGCAAGACAUAUCUCCAUGAAAAACACCUCAGGCGACUCUUUUGCGUCAUACUGGAGAGCGACCCUACAUGUGUAUCCUCUGUGAAAACACCUUCACGCGAAGCGACACCCUCAAACGUCACUUCAGGAAGUGUUCCCUCCGACGGGGCAACCCAACCGGAUUAG
Molecule: messenger RNA, 645 nt
Organism: Arthroderma uncinatum
Lineage: Eukaryota; Fungi; Ascomycota; Eurotiomycetes; Onygenales; Arthrodermataceae
Product: C2H2 transcription factor RfeC
Exons: 2
Coding region: 1-645 (214 amino acids)
Source: RefSeq, a predicted model, not a curated record